AAACUAGUCACAUAAAGUCUGGAUGAAUUGAACAUAUAAAUUGUCGAUUUGCCCCAGGAAUUGGAAAAAGGAUAAAUCAUCUCUUGCCAAUCCGUCGAUCAGACAUCACAUCGACGUAGUUCUCAAUCACCACCGUCUGAUUGAGCAGCUAUCAGAACCCGCUUCGAAAGAACUCAUCUUCUGGCUUGCUUAACAUGACCUCAAGCAACACCUCAUACCUCAUCAUCGGAGCCGGUGUCUUCGGCGUCUCAACCGCCUACCACCUAAUCCAAAAAUACCCCAAUGCCUCAAUCACUCUCGUGGACCGAGAUGCAUACGACGCCGAGUCUCGGGUAGCCGCAUCCUGGGACUGGAACAAGGUCGUCCGCGCCGACUACGACGACAAGAUCUACUGCAGACUUGCCCUCGAAGCACAAGAUAUCUUCAAGUCUGACCCGCUCUGGCAACCUUAUUUCCACCAGACGGGUGUCUACUGGACGUGUCGCAGCGACUAUGCGCAGAACGUGAUCAACCAUCACAAGGAGCUUGGCCGCAAUGAUGAUAUCAUUGCCCUGCCUGUUUCUGAGGCGCGGAAGCUUUACGGCGGUCUGUUUGAUAAUGCGGAUUAUACUGGCGUUAAGGAGGUGCUUAUUAACAAAGCUAGUGGAUGGGCUGCGGCUGGAGAUGCCCUGCGAGCUGUUACUAAGAAGUGUUUGGAACUGGGUGUUAAGUAUGUGACUGCUGAGGUUGCCACGCUGGAGUUCGAUGGUCGAGGUUCUUGCACGGGUGCGAAGACGAAGGCUCGUCAGGUUUUGUCUGCUACGCAUGUUAUUGUCGCCGCGGGCGCUUUCACGCCCACGUUGUUGGAGUGGAGUGCGGCGAGUAGUGGCAAUGCGGGUCUGAGGGCUGGAGAGAGGAUUCUGGCUGCGGGAAUCACGACGGGAAUGGCUCAGUUGAAGAAGGAGCAGUAUGAGAAGUUCAAGGAUAUGCCGGUCGGCUUCCAGGGUUAUACCCCCGAGGAGGGCAAACCGUUCAUCGGUAGCAUCCCACCCACCAAGGAUGGAGAGCUCAAGUGGUGGGGAUCCAAGAUUUUCACAAACACCCGGGAGGUCUUGCCUGGUCGUUACAUCUCAUCACCUCCACCAACCCACGACUACAACCAGUGGAAGGUUCCCGGCCCUCUCAAGCAAGAUAUCAUCGAAUCCCGGAAUCUGUGGUAUGGACCCGCAAGCGCGGACUGGGAGAUGACGAAACACCGAAUUUGCUGGGACGCUUUCACAACCUCCUCUGACUUUAUCAUUUCUCCCCACUCCGCCUCUAACGGACUAUACGUCGCAACCUGCGGCUCUUUCCACGGCUUCAAGUUCUUCCCCGUGCUGGGCAAGUAUAUCACCCAGAUGCUUGAGGGUGAAUUGGAGUCUGAAUUGGUGGAGAAGUGGGCUUGGGAUCGCCAGCGUCCUGAUUCUUCGGAGAAUGUGGAGUAUCCUAACUCGGAGAUGAAGCAUCUUUUGCAGCCUGCUGCGAAGCUGUAAUAGGUUUUUUGAAGUGGAGCACUCGGCCUGGAAGGCUGCAUUUGACAUGGAUGCGCGUUUGCGUAAUGUAUUUGACGAAUCAUAUGAUUAGCAUAG
Molecule: messenger RNA, 1607 nt
Organism: Penicillium subrubescens
Lineage: Eukaryota; Fungi; Ascomycota; Eurotiomycetes; Eurotiales; Aspergillaceae
Product: NAD(P)/FAD-dependent oxidoreductase
Exons: 3
Coding region: 195-1511 (438 amino acids)
Molecular function (GO): saccharopine oxidase activity; sarcosine oxidase activity; flavin adenine dinucleotide binding
Source: RefSeq, a predicted model, not a curated record